GCGCGCGAGAAAUUUAUUAGCGCUCUCGUCGCCGAAAAUGGUAACGCCAAACAUAUAACAACCGCGAAGGCCGCGUAUCCAGGUCUCGCGAAACAGAUCAUCGCCACCGAAACCGGCGAGUCGCAGAUCCUCGACGAGGGUACAGCAAAACCUGCAUGCCUACUGUAAGACAGAUAAUUGACUGUCUUGUUGCUGCUCGACCCAUGCCAAUCCGAUGCGGCCCCUGCCUUACUGCUAAAUGUUCUAAUACUGCUACUAACAAUCGCGAUAGUAAUGGCGUUAGUAGCACGGCUAACAGCAACAACAUCGACAACUACAUCAACAACAACAAGAGUUUACACGCCUACGAGAAUAUUCAGAGCUUUAGUAUACGCGAAAAUAUUCCUAUUAGUUGCGCGAUUAAUCGCGAUUAGAAUUUUCGUUUCUGUGCAGUGCUGGGGAAAUUUGAUAAAUCUUUUCCAUAUCUCGAAUCACAAUUUAAAUUUUUACUGAAAUUUGUUAGAAUAGAGAAAAUAAAUUUAUUAAUAAUAUUUUUUUUUAAUCGUAAAAC
Messenger RNA from Apis laboriosa (Himalayan honeybee), 550 nucleotides. RefSeq lists its product as uncharacterized. The record is from RefSeq and is a predicted model, not a curated record. The transcript is spliced from 2 exons. The coding region runs from base 156 to 413 and encodes 85 amino acids. NCBI's taxonomy places the organism in Eukaryota, Metazoa, Arthropoda, Insecta, Hymenoptera, Apidae.